Molecule: messenger RNA, 207 nt
Organism: Penicillium paradoxum
Lineage: Eukaryota; Fungi; Ascomycota; Eurotiomycetes; Eurotiales; Aspergillaceae
Exons: 1
Coding region: 1-207 (68 amino acids)
Source: RefSeq, a predicted model, not a curated record
AUGGAUGACUUGGAAAGCAAGAACCGGGUUGCCUCCUUGAUCAUUCGGGGUGCCCCAUACUUCGUAUUUAAUAAAAGCUGCAGCCAGGGCUGUGCCGGCACACCGCGUGUUGCAUUCUCGGAUGGCAGCCACUGCAUGGAGUCAGGCAUGGUUAAGAAGAGAGACGGGGAAGAUCAGGGCGGGCAAGCGAUUGCUCAGGGUCCUUAG